This is a messenger RNA of Dentiscutata heterogama, 151 nucleotides long. The record is from the annotation of a GenBank genome assembly. Lineage: Eukaryota; Fungi; Glomeromycota; Glomeromycetes; Diversisporales; Gigasporaceae.
AUGUCUGAUGAUACUUCUCUUCCGUCAGUCGAAGAAGUUAAUCAAUGGAGCCCGCAACAAGUUAUUGAAUUUCUGGAGUCUUAUAAUAGAGAAAAAAAGUUAUUUCUUGAAGAUGGAGACAUUAAAGCAAUUAAAGAUAACCGUGUCCGCG